AUGACUCCUGUUCGGAGGGCCAGGCCACUCACGAUUCUGGUAGCAGGUGCUGGGAUUGGAGGAUUGACAGCAGCGAUUGCACUUCGACAGCAAGGUCACGUCGUCAAGAUAUUCGAACAAUCACAGUUCGCCGCUGAGUUGGGUGCAGCAAUCCAUUUGGCCCCCAACAGCAAUGGCAUCCUGCGUAGACUGGGCAUAUACGCAGAAAACUUUGGCUCUAACCCCUGCUGCAAGUUCACCGAGCUCGAUGGACAAGGCAAAGUGAUCAGAAGCAUGGACGUGCGAGAGUCGAAUAAGCUGUGGCAGCAUCCAUGGCAUUUGGCCCACCGAGUGCAUCUUCACGAUGCGCUGAAGAAAGCGGCCACAUCUGCAGAAGGGAAAGGAAGGCCUGCCGAAUUACAUACCAGGAGCAAGAUCAAAGCCGUGGAUGAAGCACAAGGAACGCUCAUGCUCGACAAUGGCCAGAUUGUAGAGGGCGAUGUUGUCGUGGGCGCAGACGGAGUUCACUCGGUAACACGUACACGCAUUGCUCCUGACACCAAGCCGUUUGGAUGUGGGAAAAGCGCCUUUCGUUUCCUCAUCGCACGAAGCCAGAUUGAAGACGACCCUUUGACCUCACCACUCGUGGGAGAAGAGGGCGAGCUUAAGAUCUGGUACGAAUCCGAUCGACGUAUUGUCAUGUACCCGACCUCAAACAAUCAGCUCUUCAACUUCGUCUGCAUACACCCAGCCACGGAAUCCAACACGAGCGCAGAUUGGAAUCAAGGAGCGAGUAUGGAGACGAUACAGAAAGUCUACUCAUCAUUCGAACCUGGUGUUGAAGCUCUCCUACGCAAGGCCGAUCCAGACACGUUGAAAGUGUGGAGCUUGCUGGAUAUGGACGAGAUUCCAGUGUGGAACAAGGAUAGGCUGGCGUUGUUGGGAGAUGCAGCACAUCCGUUUCUACCACAUCAAGGGCAAGGUGCUGGAACGGCCAUUGAAGAUGGCGCGGCAUUGGCGACAGUCUUGCCACUGGGGACGAAGAGAGAAGAAGUUGCGGAGAGAUUGCGACUCUACGAUGAGAUUCGGCAUGAGCGAGCGACGAAGAUUCAGACGUACUCGAGGAUAAUUGGUGGCGAUGACUUGAUGAAGAAGAAGGAUCUUGACAUGAUCAAGUUCACGAACUACAAUUUCGGCCAUGACGAGUUCGACCAUGCUUCGCAGAGGUUUCGUGAGUAUCAAUGGUCUUUGGUGCCAAACAAGUACUGGCGUAUGCCUAUCGCCUUCGGUCCAAUGCCAGGUCCUCGUCAAAAUCAUCUCGGCCAUCCUCGCUCAGGAGAGCAGUCGACUUUCACGACAGCCAGCAUCCGCUUCAAGACAUCACGAACGGCUCUUCAGAAUCUCUUCCCGCCUGAUCGAAGUGGAUAUCGCUUUACAUCUCCUGGCACUAUGGCGUAUGCAUCCUUCUCGCAAACAACAUUGAACGGGAUGGAGUGGUUGGGUGGGAGCGGGUACAAUCAUUUGGGGUUGUACACCCAUGGAGUGGAAUAUACCAGUGCAAGUGGCAAGACAGUGCGUGGAACCUACCUGCCCAUCCUAUUCGAAAACCUCGCAGACCCUAUCGUAUCUGGACGGGAAGAACUGGGGAUGCCAAAGUUGUACUCCGGCAUCGACAUUUUUCAACGAGGCGAGGGUUCCUAUCACAUCCGCACUUCCUGGCAAGGUGCCGUCUGGGGCCACUUUCACCUCACCGGCCUCGAAUCUGUGGAUCCGCAGCAGACCGCCGGCAGCAUCGGCGGCGAAGCAGACGAUGGGAUCAUCGUGCACAGAUAUAUGCCAUCGGUAGGCAAAGAGAACAAGGGCGUCAAGUCAGAAGCGGAUUUUGCGUGCUUCGACCCUUUUGCAGAGGCUGAGCCGAAGCCCAGAGUGACGGCGGUGUGGACAGCGAGUCAGGCGAAGUUCGAGAUCAAUGGAUUGGACUGGAAGAGUUUGCCGACGCUAAAUCAUGUUGUGAGUCGAUUGGAGGAGUUGCCGGUGUAUGAAGUUGUGGGUGCGAAGGUUGUGGAGGGACUUGGUGUUCCUGAUGUUAGUGGUGCGAGGCCGGUUUGA
Zasmidium cellare ATCC 36951 is the source of this 2088-nucleotide messenger RNA. RefSeq lists its product as uncharacterized. Bases 1 to 2088 code for a protein of 695 amino acids. The record is from RefSeq and is a predicted model, not a curated record. Lineage: Eukaryota; Fungi; Ascomycota; Dothideomycetes; Mycosphaerellales; Mycosphaerellaceae. The transcript has 3 exons. Gene Ontology annotation, molecular function: lyase activity; monooxygenase activity; FAD binding.